Molecule: messenger RNA, 2589 nt
Organism: Argiope bruennichi
Lineage: Eukaryota; Metazoa; Arthropoda; Arachnida; Araneae; Araneidae
Product: endochitinase-like
Exons: 10
Coding region: 222-1934 (570 amino acids)
Biological process (GO): chitin catabolic process; carbohydrate metabolic process
Cellular component (GO): extracellular region
Molecular function (GO): chitinase activity; chitin binding
Source: RefSeq, a predicted model, not a curated record
ACUCCGAGGGUUCAAGGUCUUAGCCGAAAGUGGUUCUUGUUGUGGUGGGAAGUCAACAGAUCGUUCCACAGGGAGGGUAUAUUUCUCAGGCACCUCCCCAAUAAGAGAGGAGGAUUCGAAGAGGAGAUUCAGCAGCAUCAAGACCUCCGAAAGCAGCGGGUGACCACUGACUGUGAAGAGGUUUCUCUAGAAAUCCUGUGUUAAAAAAGAAGCUCCUCAAUAUGUGGCUGACCAUCUUUCUCUCGUGUGUUCUGCUGGCUUCUGUGUAUUGCGCUGAACCUCGUUUCAGCCGCCCUAAUAGCAUCGAAAUGUACAAUGCAGGCGUUCAUCAAGAAAGAGGUAAAAUCGUUUGCUACUAUAGUGCCUGGGCUUACACGAGACCCGAACCUUGGAACUAUGACAUCGAACACAUUCCAGGAGACUUGUGUACGGACAUCAUCUAUUCUUUUGUGGGCCUCAACAAUCAAACCUGGGAGCUCUUCGCCAUUGACCCUGAAUAUGAUUUAGAAAGAGGUGGUUACAAGAAAUUCACUGCUCUUCGAGUCAAGCAUCCUCACCUGAAACUACUUCUGGCUGUCGGAGGAUGGGCAGAAGGUGGCAGGAAAUACUCGGACAUGGUGGGUGAGAAAUCCAGAAGGGAUAUCUUCGUGAGGAGUGCGGUCAAGUGGGUCACUGACUUCGGAUUCGAUGGCUUCGAUCUUGAUUGGGAAUAUCCUGGAGCAUCGGACAGAGGAGGAAAGUACUCGGACAAAGAGAAUUUCUUGAAGUUAGUGGAGGAAUUAAAAGCAGCUUUCGAACCUCAUAAACUACUUCUGACCUGUGCAGUGCCAGUAGCGAAAUUCAGACUUCAAGAAGGCUAUGAAGUUCCAAGAUUAGCCGAAUUGUUUGAUUGGAUAAACGUGAUGACCUAUGAUUUAAGAGGUAAUUGGGCAGGCUUCGCGGAUGUGCACAGUCCUUUGUACAAAAGACCAUUCGACCAAUGGGCAUAUGAGAAACUGAAUGUGCAUGAUGGGCUACAUUUGUGGGUGAGUAUGGGAGCCCCUAAACACAAACUGGUAGUUGGCGUACCUUUCUAUGGCAGAACUUACACCCUGGGAAGCAAGGAUAAUACUGAUCUCAGAGCUGGAAUCAAGAAGUGGGUUGGUGGUGGUCUCCCAGGACCUUACACGAAUGCCAGUGGAUUUCUUGCGUACUAUGAGAUCUGUCCUCAUGUAAACAGUGGAGCUUGGACUAAAAAAUAUGACGACAUCGGGAAAUGCCCUUACGCUUAUUACGAUGACCAAUGGAUUGGUUACGAGGAUGAAGACAGCAUUGGCAUUAAAAUGGAUUACAUUCGAGAACAAGGUUUUGGAGGAGCCAUGAUCUGGGCAAUCGAUAUGGAUGAUUUCAAUGGCGUCUGCGGCCGCAAGAACGCUUUACUGGAGGUAAUGAAUGAAAAACUGAGAGGUUAUACUCCACCACCUCCAGAUCCAAGAAGAAUUGCUGAAGUCUCCACAAUGUCAACAAGCCAGUGGUGGCCACCUAGGUCAACUCAAAGUACCACUCAGCAGACCUGGUGGCCUCCUGCAACCACCAAAUCUAGCAGUUCUUGGUGGUCACCAAGUAGUUCCACAACCUGGUGGUCACCGAGUAGCUCCACAACACCACGACCCUCUACUGGAGGAAGCUCUGGAUCAGCGGAUAAGCCAUUAGUUUCCCCAUACGAUCAACCUGGUGCACCAGACUGCAAGACCGGAGGCGAGACUCAACCACAUCAAGAAAAAGAUAAGUAUUACUGGUGCAUCGAUGGAAGGCCAGUCCUGAUGCAGUGCGAAGCAGGAUCCCAUUAUGACCCCGCCAAAGGAAAAUGCUCAUGGAAUCCAUUUUUUAACAGAGCCGAUGGAGCUAGCCAGGGAGGAUAUCACUAUCAAUUCAGAACAUAUCUUGGAAAAUAGACAAAUGACACAGAAAAGCAAUGUUGGGGCUUUUAGAAAGGGUUGCACGCAUGAUUGUUGGUGGUAGGGACUUAAAAAAGAAAAAAAGGACUAAAAUAUCAAAUUGUACGGUUUAGUUUCAUGAUCUUCGAGAAUUCAAUUGUGAAUCCUCGUACCAGCAGUAACACGCUCAGAUUGAUAAUCUGCAAUAAUAGAACCAGAAUUACAAUAACAGAUUCAGAAUAUUUCAUUUUCUCUCAAGCAUAAGCCCGCAAGACAGCGUUUUUCCAUCAAUCGUUAUCGUACCUAAGUUACAGUAAUACUUUAAACACUAUGCGCCAGUUAUCACCUUGAUUCUUGUACUUAUAAUCACCUGCUUCAUUGCAAAGAAUGUCACAUGUUUCGUUGUUUUAGUCCUCACCAAAUAUUCAUCAAGUUAGCUUCCACCAAACUCAUUUACCUGUAUUCAGUGUGCCAAAUGAAACGGUGUAGAUCUGUAUUUACUGUACAAAAUUUUAAUGAUAAAUUUGUCUUUCUUUAAUAGCACAUGUCCAUUGCUCUUUUAUGAAUUAAAUUUUGGCCAGUAAAUACUAGGUCUGUUUUACCACAACUUCUUAAAAUGCUUGUGUAAUUUUAGUGUUUGUAAAAUAAACGCCAUCUUUUUUUGUUAUUGAAA